Messenger RNA from Hibiscus syriacus, 6378 nucleotides. RefSeq lists its product as uncharacterized. Gene Ontology annotation, biological process: ribosome biogenesis. Gene Ontology annotation, cellular component: nucleolus. Lineage: Eukaryota; Viridiplantae; Streptophyta; Magnoliopsida; Malvales; Malvaceae. The transcript is spliced from 12 exons. The coding region runs from base 77 to 6109 and encodes 2010 amino acids. The record is from RefSeq and is a predicted model, not a curated record.
UAAACCGAAUUCAAAGCCCUAAAAGAACAGCAGCAAAACCCAACUUUUAGAAGCCGGUAAUCAACGAUUCAGAAACAUGGUUGAUUCAUCUGUGAAGUUAACAAAGAAAGGCAAGAGGAAGCUAAACAGCUCCCAAGAGAAACCGAGUCUUUCGAAACGCCGCCGUAACGACUCGUUUAAGAAGGAACCAGAAGAAGUUGAAAAAGCUGAAAGCUGGACACCUAUAGAACCGGAGCUGAGUCUCAGUGAAGAACGCCCAUGGAGAAAUUUACAGUUAAUUCUUUCCUUGCAAAACAAGGAAAUCGACCUUCAAAAAAAGGUAGAGCUGGCUUUUGAUUUUAUUGAUUCAAUUGAGAAAGUAGUAAGAAACGAUGUGGAUGAUGAUGAUGAAACGGUGAAUACAUCGCGAUUAAUCGUUUUUCUCAAUGAUUGGAUCCAAUCAUUAUUAGUUUCUCCUGAAAAGAAAGAUAAUGUCGAGGCUUUUUUGGAUUUUAGAUGUUGGCGGGUUUUUGAAUUCUGCUUGAAGGAGUCUGUGAAAUUACACGUUUCUCUGAAUUUCUCUCGGAAUUUAUUAAGAGCAAUUGGUUAUAUUGCGAGAAAUUUUUUGUCUUUUAUUAGUGAUCCAUCUUUGUCUUCAAAUGAAUCAGUUUUUGCUGGUGAAGAGUUUAAAUUGUAUGGUGUUGUGCUUGACUGUUUUUCCUUGUUGUUCUCAUUCCAAAAUGGGUUGUCUAAUGAAAAUUUAGAGUUAUGGAUUUCCAAUAUUGACUUGGUGCUUCAGCUUGUUCACAAAAUUUAUGCUCAGAGCCUUGGUGGCGGCAAUAUAGGUGCAUUUGCCAUUCAGUUUUCUUGUGUGGUUCUUGAACCAUUUGCCAAGUUUUUGAGGAUCCACCCAACUCGGAAAAAUGGGUUUCGUGAUUUUGUAGAUAAACUUCUUGAACCCUUGUUGCUUCUGCUAGAUGAUGUCUUGUAUAGUCAAGUUAAUGAGAAUAAUUCUGUCAUGACAAAGUUGUCUGUGUUGGUUGAAGAUGUAUUAUCUCAUGGGCUGUUUCAUUCUGUUCACAUUGAUGGAUUUUUGGGCUUGCGUGGUGUGGAAAAGUAUGCUCCGUCAAUUGAAGCAAAAGACUCAAAUUUGGUCAUUAAAAGUUAUCACAGGCAUUUAUUUGACAAACUGGAAAGCAUCAUAAAGCUGAAGAAGAACAUAGAAUUGAGUGGUGCUGGGCAGUUAUUUCACUUGUUUGUUGGUCGAAUUAAAAAGCAAAAAGGAGCUUCAGGUGGAGGGACUACUGGAAAAGUUGGAGGUACAAGGCGCUUGGAAGAUGACUUGUCAAGUCAUUUGUCUACAGAUCCAUCUCGAAGUAGUAGGGAAAUUUCAGACAAUAAGUAUAGCUCUAGUACUUAUAGUGCAGAAUCUCGGAAGUCACUAUUUGAUUUUUUUGUUCAUCUUUUGGAGCCUCUCCUACUUGAGAUGGAUGGCUACAUGCAAUCUAACUUGGCAGCAAGGGUCUCAUUGGAGAAUGUUCAUUGCACACUGAAGUCGGUUAAUAGUUUACUUGCCAUUUUUGUACAUGAAAAAGUAUAUGCAAGAACAGAAGACAUAUCUGAAGGAGCUUGUCUUAAUUUCUUGAAGAAAGCUUAUAAUACAGUAGUCUCAUUUGCUGCCAAAUUACUUGGCCUGUCAGAAUCUGAUAUAGAUGGCAAGACAAGGAAGGAGAUGUUUCCUUUAUUAGCCAAGGAGUUGUUUUUUGCUGUAGGGCACUUCUUGGAUAUUGAAUAUGAUGUUAUCGGGAGUGAUUUAAUUAGCUUAUGGCUCAUGAUUCUUUCUUACUUGGCCAGUCUCUCUUAUUUAGAUUCACCAGAUCAAUGCGUUUUGAUUUCCCCGAUACUGGAUCUUGGGUGCCAUCUGGUUUAUCUUUAUAGUGCACUUCGCCAGGUGAAUAAUUCUAUUUUUACAUUGUGCAAAGCUGUGAGACUUUUGAUAUCACACCACAAUGAACGUGAAAUGAGCUGCACCAGAUUUUUUUCGUACUCGGCGUCAUUUUGUAAUGAAGCAAUUGCAGCAUCAGUGGGUAUUCUUUUAAGCUCACAAGAAUUUAAACUCUCUAUUAAUCAUGCUAUAAAGUUCAUACCAGAAGGGCAAGCGGGUGAGCUUAUUCAGCAGUUAACUGCAGAUGUAUCAGAAUCGAUGGAAUGGAUGAAAAUUGGCAGCUCAGUAACUGAUGGAAAAGAAAUUGGAAGAUCUCAUGUAAGUGAUCAUGACAUGCUAAGCUUUCACAUACAAGCAAACCUGUUGGGAAGAGUUCUAUCUGAAAUUUAUAUAGUAUUGCUGGACUCACUUCCAGUCACCGCAGGAAACUGUAAUCUGCUUGGGCCUUCUAUAAAGGAGCUAGUACAUACAAUUUAUCCUUGCACUAGUAGUCUGGGUGAACAAAACCUUGAUGGUGUUGACACGUUCUUGUUUUCUGUCAUUGGAAGUAUUUCCAAGAAUAUGGUUGCUGAGAAUGAAAAAGAGAGACAUGGAAUAUCAAUACAAUGGAUCUUAGUUUUCCUAUUUCGACUGUACAUAUCUUGCCGAAGUUUGUACAGGCAAGUCAUUAGCCUUACACCACCCGGCACGUCGCGGAAAUUGUCCUCGGCAAUGGGGGAUGCAUUCACAGCAUAUACUGGUAGGGAUUGGAUAGAGAAAUCAGAUUGUACAGAUGACGGCUACUUUUCUUGGAUUAUCAAUCCUUCACCAUCUCUUCUUGAUCUUAUACGUCACAUAUCAGACACUUAUGUUAAAGACAACAUUGAAGAUUUUUGUCCACUGAUUUAUAUACUGCAUAUUAUGGCUCUCCAGAGGCUAGUUGAUUUGAGCAGGCAUAGAAGCUCUCUCGAGUAUUUAUUACAGCAGAAUGAGAAGCUGAUGCAGGUUAAAAUGUUUGAUGAUGCUGACUUGUCACUAUAUAGUAAGAAAGACGGAAAAUUGAAAAAACGCAUCUUAGUUUUGGAGCAAGAGGCAGUGGAGCUUGCUGAUUUUGUGCUGGGAUACCUUUCAUUAGUAUCUGAUAAUCACUUAUCCAUGUUCUCCUCUGAUGACACAUCUUGUGAAACAAAAGCACAUGAAAGUGAUAAAUGGGAUUUUGGUAUUUGUUCUGUGAACAAGAAGUCAUUGCCAAUCGCAAUUUGGUGGAUUAUUUGCCAAAAUAUUGAUAUUUUAUGCCUGUAUUCUUCUUCUUCUAAGAAGUUAAAGAAGAAGUUGAAAACAUUCCUCACACUUUUGAUCCAGACUUCCCUACCUUGUUUAUCAAAAAGCUUUCAGCAGGGUGAAAAGCAUAAAAUUGACAAAGACGGUCAACCGAAGAAAAUUACUCUGGAUCAGAUUUCACAAGGUCUUCUACAAGAUUCCACUCUGUAUGAUCAUAAAUUUGUUCGCAGGAAUUUGUCAUCAAGAUUUUGUCAUGAACUUGAGAAUUUGGUGCUGUUACUGUUUAGUGAUUCAUUAGUUAGUGACAGGAAUUUUAAUUCAUUUCCUGUUUGGUCGGAGGUUUUAAGCACAUUUGAGAACUCAUCUGCAAUUGUUUCUAUGAAACAGACAACCCUUCCUUUCAAUAAUGUGAAAGAUUGUAGGAGUUUACUUGAUCUUCUAUGUUGGAUGCCAAAAGGAUAUUUGAGUUCAAAAUCAUUCUCCAAGUUAGUAACUUGUGUCCUCCACCUUGACCGGUAUGUAGUUGCAGAGCUUUUACACCAUCAGGGAACACUGUCCUCAUAUGGUUUCUAUGAGCUUUUCCAAUUGUUUGUAGCUUGUCGGAGAACAUUGAAAAAUAUUAUAAUGGCAUUAUGUGAGGAGAAGAUGGGAGCUAGCCUGUCUUCACUUAUUACAGUUUCUGAGGGUUCAUAUUUUAUCACUUGGCUUUUCAAGUCAGUGUCUGCAGUGAUCGAACUCCUAGACACAAUGUCGGAAGACUGUAUGUCCAAAUCCAAAAUUAAGAAAUUCUCAUUGAUGGAUCACACAUCUUAUGUUUUCUUUGCAAUAAGCAAAUAUCAAUUUGGUCAGAUCAUUCAAUUUAUUGGAAAUUCUAAGCAAGUCUGUAAAGGUUUUUCCGGUGUUGUCAGUGAUCAAAGUAUUUUAAAUGAACCUGUUUUACGCUUCAGUUAUUUGAAAGAUAAUGAAGCCUUGAGAAGUCUGACUAUGAUUGCUGAGAGUUUGAAGGAACAGGCAGAGAACCUACUUGUUCCUUUGAAGGAAGUCCUUGAUAAUGCACUAGUAGGAUCUGAGAAAGAAGCUCUAAAUAUUAAUAGAAUGUCUUUCAUGGUUUCUUGCUUUGGUGGGUUUUUAUGGGGCCUCGCAUCUGCCUUGAAUCAGACGGGCGAAAAAUGUGGUGAGUCAAAGGCAAAAUUGUUACGAUGGAAGUGCGAGCCUAUCUUGAAACUAAACCUCUGCAUAAAUGUGUUUGUAGAUUUUAUUAAUGAUGUCUUACGCAUGUUUCUUGAGAAUGAUCAACAGCCAAGAAGUGGUUCUGAUUCCCCAAGUUCUGACAAGUUGGAUAACUGCAAGAAUUCAGAUGAUUUAGUUGUGCUUCAUUGUCUAAAUAAGCAUUUGUUGCUGGGGUUGCUAAAGGGUGAUCAUCCUGAAAGAGCAAUUUUACUUAGGCAGCUAUUAAUUACUUAUUCUGCUAUUCCAAGGCUAAAUUUCCGUGUUGAUGGUGCUCAAUUGUCAUCGGGCAUGGUACCUCUCAUAAUUAAUAUUUCGCAGUUCUUGUUUUUGGAGUUGGCAAACUCAGUUGAAAGCCCACCACCAUUUACCUUUGUUUGGUUAGAUGGUGCUGUUACGUAUUUGGAAGAACUAGGGAGUCACUUUCCAUCAACUGAUUCUACCUUAAACACAGAUGUAUAUGCCAAGCUAAUAGGAUUGCAUUUAAGGGCCAUAGGAAAAUGCAUAUCUUUACAAGGAAAAAGAGCUACUUUAGAAUCUCAUGAGAGAGAAUCAAGCACCAAGAUACUGCAUGGUGAUACAGGUUUAUCCGAGUCAUUUCUUUCUCGUGACUCGCAUUGCCUAGAUGAAUUCAAAGCUAGGUUGAGGAUGUCAUUCAAAGAGUGUAUUAAGAAUCCCUCAGAGUUGCAACUGUUGUCAGCAAUACAGGCUAUAGAGAGAGCAUUAGUGGGAGUACAAGGAGCCCAUGCAAGGAUGUAUGAAAUAACCACUGGAUGUGCCGAUGGUGGCAUGGUGUCCUCAACUGUUGCAGCUGGCAUUGACUGCUUGGAUUUAGUUCUUAAGCAUGGUUCAGGACGCAAAUGUUUGAAUGUGGUUAGAAGUCGUAUUAAGAGCUUUGUUGCUGCUCUGUUCAAUAUAAUCCUGCACUUGCAGAGUCCAUUAAUAUUCUAUGAAAAAGUUACGAGUAAUGAAGGUGACAGAAAUCCAGAUCCAGGAUCUGUCGUUCUUAUGUGUGUUGAGGUAUUGACCAGAAUUUCGGGAAAGCAUGCUCAGUUUCAAAUGGACAUGUGCCACGUUGGGCAGUCUUUACGUAUCCCUGGCGCACUUUUUCAAGAUUUCCAUCAACUAAGGGUUUCUGAAGCACCGGUGUCAAGUAACUUGUUUCUGGAUAAACAAAACCACAAUUCCAUCGUAAGCACGGAAUCUCAUGUUCUGGACCAACAAUUUUCUGUAACCUUCUUUGCUGCUUGUUGCCGAUUAUUGUACACUGUUCUGAAACAUCAGAAGAGUGAAUGUGAACGGUGUAUCGCGGUGCUUGAACAAUCAGUAUCUUUUCUUCUCCAUUGUUUGGAGACAGUGGAUGCUGAUCUAGUGGUCCAAAAGGGUUAUUUUUCAUGGGAAAUACAAGAGGGGGUGAAAUGUGCUGGUUUUCUUCGAAGAAUCUAUGAAGAGUUAAGGCAGCAGAAAGACGUGUUUGCAGGGCAUUGUUACAAAUUCUUAUCAACCUACAUAUGGGUUUUUUCAGGAUAUGGUCCCCGUAAAACGGGCAUUAGAAGGGAGAUAGACGACGCUCUAAAACCAGGCGUAUAUGCAUUAAUAGAUGCUUGUUCAGCUAAUGAUCUUCAGUAUCUUCACACAGUAUUUGGAGAGGGUCCAUGUAGAAACACUUGGCCAGUUUGCAACGUGAUUACAAACUGAAUUUCCAGUACGGAGGGAAAGUCUGAUCUCAGCCAUUUCCUCUGGUAAGUCACCAAUUUUAUCCUCUUUGACUAUUCUCUAACUUACAAGGAAGUGAAUAACUGGUAAAUUUUGGUGAUGGCAUUUACCAGAUUCAAGUAAGGGAAAUUCAUAUCUUUGUCAAUUGAUCUUUAUAUUAAUCUAUGGUUCGUGUAUUAAAACAUGUUCUGUAUCUUGUAAUAUUUAUCAGUAGAAUAUAGGGCUUACCAGUUGUUUGUAGAAAUUAAUUU